CUCGAACCGUUGAGAUCGGGGACGGGUUUACUGUGCGCGCGCGACUUCACUACGGACGCUUUUUGGGCGCUCUCUGACUUCAGACUUGCUGUUCGGGGAGAGACUUCAACGAGCGAAUAAGCGACGAGCCUUUUAAAGGUUGAUGUGUUUUUUGUUGUUUCGGUUCCACAGGAGAUCUUAAAAGUGUUGUGCAAUAUCAUUGUUUGGGGUAUUGCGGGAAGAGAUUCAUCCGGUCGGGCGGAAUUCGUUAAUAGGGGCUAUCAGCUGUUCAUAGAGCUGGACAGGCAGGAUUGUUGGGAUUUGUGUGCUGCUAUUCAAGAAGAAGGAAAUUCGGAGCCGAGGGAGAAGUUGGGCCAACUUUUGCAAUCUGACUUCAUUGCAUGCUCUCGAACGUGUCGCUUCGGUGUGGCUUGGAUAUGACAGUGCCGUGAGCUUGAGAGCUUGGAGCCCAGAGCCGUCGAAAGGGGCAGAAAAUUGAAAACUGGGCGAGCUGCACAACGACUGUAUCAGAAGAAGUUGGUGAAAUCGAUAUUGUGCAAUUGAUUUGAGUGUGGCUGGCAAAAUUUGAUGAAUAAUGUGAAAUUAGCGAUCAAUUUCAUGAAAGGGGUUUUCUUCGUUAUUUUUUGUUCGGCUUGCCGUUAUCUGAAAUCUGCAACUGAAAAAGAGAUGCUGCGAAAAUCAAGCUUCUAAUGACGUGUUAGCAAAUCGUGCAAUUGUAGAUAGGCAUUAGGGGAAGCGUAAAUUAGUCAAAGUCAUUAUCGAGCAAGUGCACAAAAGCAGAAGAAGCCAAACAUUGUAUGCAGACUGCAUCUGCUGCAGCGAGUUCCUUUGACGUGUGGUGAAGAAAAGCAAAACAGCCAAGAUGGGGCACAAUGAAUGCAAAUCGGUUGCAUACAUAUUCAUACUGUUGCUGAAUGUUGGAUUUCUGCUGCAGCAAUCGUCGGCGCAGCAAAGCAACUUCUACUUCGCUCAAUCCCAGGGCCGCUUUGUGCCAUCGUUCGAAACAUCUCGGAGUGGGUUUUUUCCCUCAUCGAUAAACCGAAAUCAACCGCCGGACUCGUACCAGGAGCAGACGCUCUACGUUGACAGUAGCGUCGCUAACAGUAGGCGCCUGGGCAGUCGAGCCAGCCUCAGCCAGCAGCAGCAGCCACCGCCACAGGGUCUCGGCUCCGAAGGCGGCGAUGGCGUAACGCCGUCGUACUUCCAAUUCUCCUACACGACACCAAGAAGUCCGGAUAUUUUCGAAAUAUCCCCUCGUCCAUUCUCGGUGACGCCACAACCCAACUCGGGCUUCCAGUACUCGCGAGGAUCGCUGAGGAACGAUUACUUUACGAAUGGGCUCAGUUCGAAUAGGAACUUUGCCGCCGGGACCUCCGGGGGAAGCAGCAGCAGUACAACUAAUUUUGGUAGCAGUGGGAAUGGUAUUGGGAGCAGCAGUACCAGUAAUCUGGGAACCAGCUCUGGAAUAAGCAGCAGUGGGAGCAGCUAUACCUACCGGCAGUCGCACCGAAAGAGUCCUUUUAGUAACAGUGCCAUAGGAACGAGCCUGACCAGUAACGAACCGGUGUCGACCGAGCCAUCUCAGCGUCCAUUGUCGACGGAAACGGGAGGCCGCGAUCGGCACUCGUCGUACACUUCGAGCCGAGCACGUCCGUUCGGUGGCAAUGCGGAGGACACGUCGUCUCCGACGCGCGGUUUCCUGGGAUCUACGGCGGCACAACAAAGGCCAUCGCAAUCGGCGCGCAUUCCGCCGUCGGCAGCACGAAACGGUUUCAGACCCAAAUCGGAAGAGCUGGGUGGAAGCAGCCGGUACCAACAGAACGAAACGAAUAACGGUAGCAAAGACAGCGUCAGCAGCAGCACCAGCAGUAGCCGGUACACCAAGCCCACGCUGAAGCCCAAUCGAUUCCGAUCUACGACCACGGUUGAUCCGGUCACUGCCAAAAGUACCACCGUCGAGAGCGUGGUGCUGAGGAAUCGUUUCGCUGGACGCACGCCAGCACCUAACACGCUUCGUCCAGCAUUCGAUUCCAAGCGGGUUAUUGCUCUUAGCAAUGCUUCACCCCCCCGCGGUAGCCCCAUCGUGAAUUCAGCUAAGCCAAAGUCCACCACCACCAGUACGACAACGACACCAAAGACUGCAACCCAAUCCCGGUUUAUCCACCUGCCAGCUCGCCCGGUGAUUCCAUCGAUCAACAUCACUCACAAUGGAUCGGCAAAAUCGGCUGAAGUUAUUUAUGAUUACGAUGACUACAUCGAAGAUGGCAAAGAUACAAAUGAAUUCGUUGAUGAUCAGCAGGAAAUCAAAGAUUUCCAGCCAACGCAAGCGCAGAAAGGAAACUUGAAGAAAGAAAGUGAGGAACAUCAGGAAGCAGUGAGCUCUACUGUUAGUGCUCCUACGAGUUCCACUACAGCUAAGGCGUACGAAAAUGAAGAGCGGGGUGGCAGCUUAAACAAUAUAAGUGAUAACGAGUACUACGAUGUGGUGAAGGAAAGCGACAGUCAGACCAGCAAUGCCGACCAGAUAGAAGAUCAUACGGUGAUUCUGACCGACAAUUUCUUCUUACCACACUCAGGUUCGGAAGAGUUGGAAGACGGCGAAUACGAAGAAGAAGAAGAAGGAGAGACUGAAGAGCCUAAGAAAGAAGUAUCAUCCGUUGCUCCACUACCAGAGGAUAAGAAGCCAGUUGAUUCGGCAUAUGACGACGAAUACGUAUAUGAUGAUGAAGAGCUUGAGGCAACUACAACAGUAAAGCCGGAGCUUAGGCCAGCACCAUCGCCAGCAACUCCCGAGGAACCGCAAGAGGACAUCGAUACACUACUUUUCUCAGAAGAGGAUGUUAAAGAAGCGCCAUCGGUUAUCCCCAUUUCACGAGAGCAAGAAGUUGAAGCAGAUACAACGCGUGUUAUUCCUCUUGAGACCACCUCUGCGGCUCCAACUGCGCCUAGCACAACUACAGUAUCGACAACCCUCGAACCAAGCACAACCACCGAACACUCGGCCAGCAGUUUAGUGGAAUCAGAAUUAUCUUCGAAUGUAACCACUGAAAGUUGGGUGGUGGUGGCUUCAGUUCAAACAAGUAGAAGUGUCUCCGGUGCACGAUUUUUACCGUUUCCUCAAGUUGAACAAGAUGAGAAAAAACAAAGCUUAUCCGAGCUUGAUGCCAAGAACAGCAAUGAGAGCGAUGAACUAGACAUAACUACCGUAAGCAGUCAGGAAGUCGAAAAGACAACUGUUGCUCCUCAUGAAACGGUGAUUUCUGUUACGGAUGACUCUGAGACACCGACUACCGAGAAGACACUGAAUGUUCAGUCCACUGAAAGCAUAAUCGACAAGCUUGACAGAGUUCAAUCUGAGCUGUCUAGUGGUGUACUGACCGGCAAAUUCCCAGUUUUGAAGGAAAUGGUUACGGAAGACCCGAAAGUGCCAAACGCAUCAUUGCCUCCAGUCAACAUUCGAAAGUUCCAACCAAACAACAGAGCUUCCACCACGAAGAAACCGCGACCUGGAUUCACACCCUCACAAAAACCAACAACUGCUACUGAGAGUAUAAUCAAAAGCAUCAACUUUGAAACGAUUGCUGUAGAUGAUAUUGCUGCGCUGCUUCCACCGGAUUAUAAACAGAAGAGCGCUUACAAGCUGAAAAAGUUUGGCGUCAGCAGUACAACCCCUGAAACACUGGCCGCUGCUAAGGAUGUUUUAAAUGAAGAACCAUUGAAACCCGAAAUUGGAGGUCGAUUCCGGCCAGCGAACAUCAGUCGAUCUUACAAGAGUAGUGUUCCAGUUCAAGAGCUGAGCUCCUUAUUACCGAAAGACUAUCGUUUGAAUCGAACUGAAGAGGAAGUUAAGACCACAAAUAAUUUGAAGGAAUUGAUCAGCAAGAUAAAAUUCAAUGAGAAACCUAAUGGAACAUUGGAUGUUCUAAAGAAGGUGCAGAAGGUUGAUGUUAGUUCAUUUUUACCACCAGGAUAUAAACCUCCCGCAGACAUAGGGCCAAGUACAAAGGCACCAAAGCCAGUUGUUAUUGAGGACGACGUAAGUAAACUUCUGCCUCCAGGAUACAAGAGCUUCAAGACAACGAAGAGACCAACUACCACAGCACCAUCUGUGAUUGAUGAUGACAUCAACAAAUUCCUGCCUCCUGGUUAUAAGGCACCUAAGGAAGAAUCCAAAAUAGUGUUCACUGAAGAUAUUAGCAAAUUCCUUCCACCAGGAUACAAGGCUCCAAAGCAAGAAUCAUCGACGAAGGCUUCCCUUUCAUUUAAUGAAGAUGUCAACAAGUUUUUGCCUCCAGGCUACAAACCUCCCGCAAACGAAAAGGUCCCGGAACCAGAGAUUAUCGACCCAACUAGUCUGCUAAGCAAGAUCCAGUUCAAAGAAGUGUCGGCACUGCUUCCUACUGGAUUCAACGAUUCGGAUCCGCAUCCACCAUCUCCCAGCAGCACAGCAGGAAGCGGUGCAAACAGCUACAAAGUGGUUUUCCCCAGUCGCCCGGGCACUGUCAAGAAACCGGGUGUUGGUCGUAUUACCACUCCCAAACCAUCCCACGCCGAAGGACCAGCAGCCCCCGAUAUAUUGAUCCGCAAAGGACCACCAACUCGUGCAACAACUGAGUUCACCGGAUGGCCAACCCCUUCAACGACUCCACUCUCGAUUGAAAAACUUCUGGAACAGCAGAAACAACAAGAACUACUAGAAAAGCUGCUGGCUUCGUCUACGACGACGACAACAACAACCACGACUACCACCACUACGACCACAACGCCACGACCAACGGAGCCAGGAUUGUGUCAUUCGGAGUGUGACCUGGCCGGUACUAUCCGCAUAGUUGACGGAGUCAAUUGGGUACCGGAGCUGCUCGAUCACAACACAGCCGAAUGGAAGCAACUGGCGAAGGAUGUUGAGGCUCAACUGAACGAAGUCUACAGCAACGCGCACAAUCUCAGCAAAUGGUACAAGAAGGUGCGCAUCGACAGCUUCAGCAAGGGAAGCGUCCUGGUGGAUUACUUUGUCGAACUGGCUGACCUGACGGAGGACGUCAACACGCUGCAAAUCAAACGGCUGUUCCACGAGGCGCUGACGCCUGCUCCGCUGCCGACUACCACUGUUGAGCCUAGCACGGAUCUGGACGAAGAGGACGAUGGAGACUUGCAGAUGCAGAACAAACGAACCAAGGAGAAUCUGCAAUCGGCGGUACCUCGCGUAAAGGAGGUCUUCCUGUUGGGCAGAUUCAAAGUCGAUCCGGUGUCGACUGAUUUCACCGUUAUCCCGAAGCAGAUUCUUCCACCGGUUGAUCUCGAGGAGGAGGAUACACUGUUACCUCAGUGGGCAAUAGCCGGUAUUGUCAUUGGGUUGGCUUCGCUUCUCUUCGUGAUACUUUUCGGCGUCACAGUGUUGAUAAAUCGUCAAAAGGCAGCCAAGAAGAAGGCACCAACGCCACUGACUGCAGAUAUGUUGAACGAGCUGAACAAGAACCAUAUGGGAGGCAUUGACAACUAUGGUUCGGAAGAUCUGUACAAUUUGGACGACGCGUGGGACGACCAUGGGCACGAUGUGAAACCAAAGCGCUUCUCCAACUCCAUGCAUGGCAGCAGUGCCUCGAAUAUCUACGACAGUUGGCGCUCUCAACGUCAUCCGACAAACGAUAGCUACUAUUACGACGACUACAACCUCAAGGGUUCGCAUUAUCCUCCGUCGGGACAUCAUCACCAUCACCACCGGUUACAGGAUGCGGCCUUUAUGUUGCACGAACCUCCGCCACCAGUGAUGGCUAUGUACCCACCAUACCAUCACGCCCCACCACCGCCAAGCAGUCACUACAACACGAAUUCGAGGCGGUAUUACCGAGAUUACGAUCCUAAUUUCUAGGAUACCGAUGUUCUACUUCACUUCACCAUCCCAGUCAUCUAUACACCACCCCAUAAAACUAGAGUCGUCGUUUAGUUAUAAUCUUAUUUUUGUUUCUCCAUGAUCGGAUCAUUCAUCUGACUCCUUCGCUGGGCAGUACCUUUGCUCAGAUGCUAGUGCUGGUAGCUCAAUUCCAUGCCCCAUUGAUUUUUUUCUCCACUCAGAUUACCUUCUCAUAAGACCCUUAUCGUAUAAUAGGAUAUUUUCUAAUGUAAAUAAAUUAUUUAUUUUGUAAAAAUGGAAAACAAAAUUACGAAUGAGAUGCAAAAAAAAACAUAAAAUAAUUAAUA
Armigeres subalbatus is the source of this 6198-nucleotide messenger RNA. Its product is annotated as mucin-2. Bases 863 to 5869 code for a protein of 1668 amino acids. NCBI's taxonomy places the organism in Eukaryota, Metazoa, Arthropoda, Insecta, Diptera, Culicidae. The record is from RefSeq and is a predicted model, not a curated record. The transcript has 9 exons.